This is a messenger RNA of Exserohilum turcica Et28A, 705 nucleotides long. RefSeq lists its product as uncharacterized. The transcript is spliced from 3 exons. Gene Ontology annotation, biological process: negative regulation of apoptotic process; protein stabilization. NCBI's taxonomy places the organism in Eukaryota, Fungi, Ascomycota, Dothideomycetes, Pleosporales, Pleosporaceae. The coding region runs from base 50 to 418 and encodes 122 amino acids. The record is from RefSeq and is a predicted model, not a curated record.
CCGUCACCAUCCACGUACAUACAAGUAGCUCUGCUGCAUACUCGCGACAAUGGCAGAACCGCAACCCAACGACGUCCAUGAGGGCGCCGCAGAACCCCACGCACCCACCAGCACAGCCGAAGACCGCAAAGCUGCUGCCGCCCUGUCUGCGCUCGACGCCCAAGACGGCGGCGACAACGGCGCGAAAAAGGAAGUCGAUGGCAAGGCCCUGGACAAAGCAAUGAAGGGACUUAGCGUCAAGGACAAGGCUGCUACAGACGCGGACAAUAAGAAGAAGAACGUGAAGAUUGAUGCCGCCGACGUUACGCUGUUGGUUUCUGAGCUCGAGGUCUCGAAGCCAAAGGCGACUGAGUUGCUCCGUGCGCACGAUGGCAAUGUCGUCAAGGCUAUGCGUGCUUUUGUUACGGCAGCGCCUUGAAUGUACGGCGAUGAGUACAACGGAUAUCUUCACAUGGGGGCCUGUCAUACGAAGAAGCGCAUGGUAGUGGUGGUUGCGGCAGACGCGCCUAUCGACGACGACACCAGCAUGAUUGAGGUUACAGGCGACUUCUCAAAAGGAAGUCCUUUUUCAAAAGAUAAUGUGCAAAUUGGCAUGGGAGGAAAUACUCAGGGGCUAUUGCCUCCAGCCCGCGACUACAACUCUAGCUGGGUAUCAUUUACAUAUACCAAAAUCGCAAGCCCUCCACCUUGUACCAUGCUUUUCUC